Leptonychotes weddellii (Weddell seal) is the source of this 3196-nucleotide messenger RNA. The record is from RefSeq and is a predicted model, not a curated record. NCBI's taxonomy places the organism in Eukaryota, Metazoa, Chordata, Mammalia, Carnivora, Phocidae.
AUGGGGACAGGCUGGGAGGAAAUACUCGGGGCCAUGGAGUCUCAGGUGGCGGGGGGCCCGGCCGGCCCGGCCCUGCCCAACGGGCCACUCCUUGGUACAAACGGAGCCACUGAUGACAGCAAGACCAACCUCAUCGUCAACUACCUGCCCCAGAACAUGACCCAGGACGAGUUCAAGAGUCUCUUCGGCAGCAUUGGUGACAUCGAAUCCUGCAAGUUGGUUCGGGAUAAGAUCACAGGGCAGAGCCUCGGUUAUGGGUUUGUGAACUACUCUGAUCCCAACGAUGCAGACAAAGCCAUCAACACCCUCAACGGCCUCAAACUGCAGACGAAGACCAUCAAGGUGUCCUAUGCCCGACCCAGUUCUGCAUCCAUCCGAGAUGCUAACCUGUAUGUCAGUGGACUCCCCAAGACCAUGAGCCAGAAAGAAAUGGAGCAGCUCUUCUCCCAGUAUGGCCGCAUCAUCACUUCUCGCAUCCUGGUGGACCAGGUCACAGGCGUCUCUCGGGGUGUGGGAUUCAUCCGCUUCGACAAGAGGAUUGAGGCUGAGGAGGCCAUCAAAGGACUGAACGGGCAGAAGCCGCUGGGCGCGGCAGAGCCCAUCACGGUCAAGUUCGCCAAUAACCCGAGUCAGAAGACUGGGCAGGCCCUGCUCACGCACCUCUACCAGUCGUCAGCCCGGCGCUACGCAGGCCCCCUGCACCAUCAGACGCAGCGCUUCCGGCUGGAUAAUUUGCUCAACAUGGCCUACGGAGUCAAGAGGUUCUCCCCCAUCGCCAUUGACGGCAUGAGCGGCCUGGCGGGCGUGGGCCUGUCAGGGGGUGCGGCGGGCGCCGGCUGGUGUAUCUUCGUGUACAACCUGUCGCCGGAGGCGGACGAGAGUGUGCUGUGGCAGCUGUUCGGGCCCUUCGGGGCGGUCACCAACGUCAAGGUCAUCCGCGACUUCACCACCAACAAGUGCAAGGGCUUUGGCUUCGUCACGAUGACCAACUACGACGAAGCGGCCAUGGCCAUCGCCAGCCUCAACGGCUACCGCCUGGGCGAGCGUGUGCUGCAGGUGUCCUUCAAGACCAGCAAACAGCACAAGGCCUGAGCCGCCGCCGCCGCCCGCCCUCCCCACCCUCCCCGGGCAGCAGAGAGAGAGAGAAAGAGAGAGAGAGGGGCCCUGAGAGAGACAGCGCAGGCAGACCACCGACGGCACGAGGGCCCCGCAUCCCUGCGGAAGCCACAGGGUGAGCACUCGGGGUGGGAGAGUCUGCAGGGAAUGGGGGGUGCCUGGGGGUCCCCCACCCCGUCCUCCUGCCCCCACCCCAGGCUGGGCUGUUCACUCUCUCGUCUUGGUUUUGUUCAUGGCGAUGGUUUUUGUUUCUUUUUUCGGCUAAAAAGAAAGCAGAGAUGUGCCCCCACCCCACCUUCAACCACCCUCCACGGGAUGGCUUUGCGGGGACGCUGGGGGUGCCCUCCCAGACCCCCUUGCCCAGGCCUCCCCAACACCUAGAUGAGCCUGAGGGGAGGGGGAACAGGUUUAAAAAUCCCCAAAAAAGCGAAACGGAGGAGGGGUGUGGGCAUCCCUGGCCCAGAGCCCCUGGAUGGAGUGUGAGGAGCAGGGGGAGGGGCUGGAAACAGAAACAAAAUGAAAAAAAAAGGGGGGGUGGGAGGGGAAGAAAAACUCUAUUUUUGUAAAAAGGGAAAAAAGACCUCGUGGAGAAUUUUUACUGGGGAUUCUUGAACUUGAAAAAAAAAAACACAAAAAAAGACAAAAAAAAAAGAAAAUAUUUUGGCAGGUUAUGUUUACCAACUGGGGCAGGGGCAGGGAGCAGGGCUUGGGGGCCGGGGGUCCACGGGGCCACACAGAGAAACACAGCCACGCGAAGACACGCGGGGGCAUGUGCGCACCCGCGCGUACACACACACACACACACACACACACAUACACACACAGGGACACACAGAAGCACUGACAGACCCAGAGACAUGCCCCGGACACCUUCAGGAGCUCGUGGGCCAGACCCAGACAUGCAGACACACACGUGGAUAAUCACAGAAGACCGAAGCAGGGGGGCUAGCAAAUGUGGCCACGGGCAAACACCGAUGUGGGCAGAUGCGGCCGCAGGUGGAUGCGGAAUGCGAACAUUUCCACGUGGACACGUCAGAGCAGAGACAGACAUUUGGACACACAAAUCUAUAGACACCCGGUCAUGGAGAAGCAGAGAGACAACACCAGGAGACAACGACAUGCCCACAGCAUCCCUUAGGCCCAGGCGAGAGGGUGGUAGCCCAGACCCUGGCCCAGUCCACUUCCUCCAGCUAGGCCGCCCGGGUCUCCUGCGGAUGCGUGGCCCCACUCAGCCCGGCCCCAGGUUCUCUGCAGAGCUCUCUCCUGGCUCAUCAGUGGUCCCUGCCGCCCACGAACACAGGCGUGCACACACAGAGCAUCCAUGCAUCCAAACACACGAUACCUCGUCUCACUUUUGGCGUCAUGGUGGGCUGGAGGCAGCCCCCCCCAACACUUGAGGCCAAAGGACCCCCUGUCCCCGGGGCUGAACCUCCCUGGGCCGAGGCCCUGGCCCAGAGGCUGAGGGGGGAGGCUGGGCCCUGAGCUUUCCCUCUCCCCCAAGGCCUCCCCAGCAGGAAGUACCCGCUGUUCCCUCCAGCCCGCGCCCCCCCCCCCGGCACCCUGGGGUGGAUGAGCCCAGAGGCCCAGCCCCAAAUUCCUUCUCCCCCCACUUGUCACCCCUUUUCAGUUUGUUGGGUUUUUCUGUCUUUCCAAACUCCUGAGGGCCGUGGAUGCAGCCCCCAUCCCGAGCCCCAGCCCCGGCUUCUGUCUGGAAAGUCCAGACGCUCUCCAUUCCCCUAGUUUUCAUUCUUUGUAAAAAAAAAAAAAAAAAAGAAAAAAAGUAAAAAGAAAAAGAAAGAAAAAAUUCCAACAGAAGCCGAAGGCCGGAGCCCCUGGGAGCCCUCGCAGCCCCCCACCCCCCGCAGCGGGCCCAGUAGGAACUGAGAAUUACAAACCCCGAGUUCAGCUUCAGUCGCCCUUCCUCCGGUGUCCCUGCGUUUGGUGUCCGGCCAUGGCCCCAUCUGACUGCCCAGCUCUCUCUCCCCCACCCCUCCCGGUGUUUGUUAGUAAACGUCUGUGGAGCUUCUGCUGCAAGGAACAAAAAGAAAAAAAAAAAAAUCAAAAAAGCGACAAAAAAACA